This is a messenger RNA of Rotaria sp. Silwood2, 346 nucleotides long. The record is from the annotation of a GenBank genome assembly. Lineage: Eukaryota; Metazoa; Rotifera; Eurotatoria; Philodinida; Philodinidae.
AUGGAUAAUAUAACAAUACCAGCACUUUUAUUAAACGAUACAAACAACACAUGUCCUGCACCUCUUUUAUGGACUAAAGAUGUUGUUGAGGAUGAACAAGCUGCGCUUGGCAUUUGUAUUACUGCUGCAGUUAUUCAUGCAAUAUUUUGGUUUCAAUUAAUUUUUUCAUCAGCUAUUCGACAACAAUCAAUGCAAUGGAUUUAUGUUUAUCUUCUUACUGACAUUUUUCUUCUUCUUCGCUUUUGCUUUUCUUAUACUAUUCAUACAACAUCUACUGAAUGUCAACCAAGCAGAUCACGAAUUUUAUUUAUCUGCUAUUUUGAAGCAAUACUUGAUAAUUAUUUUA